Molecule: messenger RNA, 633 nt
Organism: Xenia sp. Carnegie-2017
Lineage: Eukaryota; Metazoa; Cnidaria; Anthozoa; Malacalcyonacea; Xeniidae
Exons: 2
Coding region: 34-486 (150 amino acids)
Source: RefSeq, a predicted model, not a curated record
GACAAGUAAAUAUUUUGAUAAAGUAUGGCCUAAAUGGCGAGAGGGUAUAAAAUCCGAAGUUGCCAUGUUAAAGAUAUCGAUGAUUACCACAAGAAAACAACUGGAGUAGUUACAGAUCAAUUGCGUGCAUGGUUGAAUAAAAGUUAUUAUGAUGAUGUCAAAUAUGAUAUCAAACAAUGGAAUCGUUGGUUAAGAAUUUGGAGUCAAUUUACCAUGGAAAAUUUCCUCAAGAGUACUUUGGACACAAUUCUUUCAAAAGUCAAGGGCUCUGAUCGAAGUGAUCUUGAUUUGAAUACUAUUGGAAAUCUUAUUCCUUGGUCCAAUGAUGCACUGCGAAGUUACUCAGUGUCUUCUUACAAUGUGCAGCUCGAUGUAUCUUUAGUUGCAUUGUUGCGUGAUCAACUUGGAGGCUGGUCGUCCGAAAAUAUGCAUUGUUUGGCAGGAGGUAUGGAAACACUGCCGAAAGCUUCUCUUUGGCGACAAUGAUGAAGACAACAAGUUGGAUAAAAGAACUGACGUCGUUUUCAAUCAAUCUGUAACAAAAAUUGCUUACACUUUUUGCAAAAAAAAUCCCAGUGUGGACUCGGUAACUGUAACAUACUACCAAGAGAAAUGAAAUGAGGAAAUAAAAUA